UUGACCAACAGCCCAGAAGUGUCUGUGAGCUCAGAUACACAAACCCAGUCAAAGACAAUGUGGGAAUCCCAGGGAUCAGCAACUGGAGAACAUGGUCCAGGUUUGACCACCACCCCAGCAGAGACUGCGAGGUCAGGUAGAGAUUCCCAGUCAGGCACAACUCGGGAAACCCACAGAUCAGCGACGGGAGUGUCUGGUCCAGGUUUGACCACCAGCCGAGCUGGGUCUGCAGGCUCACAUACAGAUGCCCAGUCAGAUAGAACUCGGUUACCCCAGGGAUCAGUGAGUGGAGUACUAAGUCCAGGUUUGACCACCAGCCGAGCUGGGUCUGCGGGUUCAGGUACAGAUUCGCAGUCACAUACCACUCGGUUACCCCAGCGAUCAGUGAGUGGAGUACUAAGUCCAGGUUUGACACACACAGUUGCUGGGUCUGUGUCUUCUGGUGCCGAUUCCCAGUCGGACACAACUCGGAAAGCCCAGGGAUCGGUGACAGGAAAGCCUGGUCUGGGUUUGACCACCACCUCUGCGUGGCCUGCGCUCUCAGAUACACAUUCCCGGACAAACACAACCCAGAAAGACCAGGGAUCUGCGUUGGGAGAACCUAGUGUGGGCUUGACCAAAAACCCAGUGGGGUCUGCGGGUUCAGGCACAGUUUCCCAGUCGGACAGGACGAGGGAACCCCAGGGAUCAAGGACAGGAGACCCCCGUUCAGUGUUGACCACCAGCCAAGCCGGGUCUUGGAUUUCAGCUGCAGAUCCCCAGUCGGACACAACUUGGGAACUCCAGGGAUCAGUGAUGGGAGAACGUGAUGCGGGCUUGACUGCCACCCCCACAGUGUCGGCAAACUCAGGUACAGAUUCUGUGUCGGACACAAAUCGGAGGGCCCACGGAACAGCGACCAAAGAACAUCAUCUGGAUUUGACCAACAGCCCAGAAGGUGUACAUAGCCAGUCAGACACAUCGCAGGAAGCCCAGCGAUCAGUGAUGGGAGAGCCUGGUCUGGGUUUGACCACCACCCUAGCAGGGUCUACGAACUCAGGUACGGAUCCCCAGUCAGCCUCAGUGAUGGGAGAACAUGAACGGGGUUUGACCAUCACCCCAGCCGGAUCUGUGAGGUCAGGUGCAGACUCUCAGUCGGACACAGCUCAGGAAGCGCAGGAAUCAGCAGCAGGAGAAUCUGGUCUGGGUUUGACUUCCAUCAUAUCAAGGCCUUCAAGUUCAGAUACAGAUUCCCAGUCGGACACAACUGUGGAAGUCCACGGAUCAAUGACAGGAGGAACUGGUGUGAGUUUGACUGCCAGCCCAGCAGGGUCUUCGAGCUCAAGUACACAUUCCUGGUUGGAUACAACUUGGGAACCCCAGGGAGCAACGACGGGAGAGCCUGGUCCGGAUUUGACCACCACCCCAGCGAGGUCCGCGAGCUCAGACCUGAAGGUUUCCACAACGGAUCAGCUCAAUGAAUCAUCUACAGGACAACCCACCCCAUCACCGUCCUCUGUCUCAGCAGGAGACAGAUCCACAGGUCCCCAGUCGGACACAACUCAGGAACCCCAGGGAUCUGUGACAGGAGGACCUGGUCCGGGUUUGUCCACCACCCCAGCAGGGUCUGCAAGCUCAGUCACAGACUUCACACUCGGUGAUCCGUGUGUAACCCACACCGUCCUGGAUCAGACCUGGAGGAGCACGAAUUGUUCCCUCAAUGAGUGUACCGGUGGACAAUGGAUGGGUGAUGGAAAUCUUGAAGUGGGAUGGUACAGAUUUAACAGUUCUGGAGGAUGGAAGAUUCCCGAGACGGUCGUUCCACAGGGUCGCUGCUCCGGGGAGACCCCAGGCUGGUUAAAUGGUCCCCAUCCCAACGUGGGAGAGGGGGAGGUGACCAGGACCGUCUGCUUCACUGUGGGUGAAGACUCCUGUUACCAGAGCCGGGAGAUCAAUGUGAAGAACUGCUCUGGUUACUUUGUGUAUCGGCUGAAGCCGACACCCAGGCCACGUGCUGUGUACUGUACAGAUUUCCAUUCUGACACAACUUGGAAACCCCUGGGAACACCGACCAGAGAACCUGGUUUGGGUUUGAACACAACCACAGCAGGGUCUUCAAGCUCACGAACAGAUCCCCAUUCAGACACAACUCAGGAACCCCACGGAUCAAUGACAGAUUCCCAGUCAGACACAACUCGGGAACCCCAGGGAUCAGCGACUGGAGACCCUGGUUCAGAUUCCCAGUCGGACACAACUCAGGAACCCCAGGGAUCUGCGACUGGAGGACCUGGUCCUGGUUUGUCCACCACCCCAGCAGGGUCUGCAAGCUCAGAUUCUGGGACUUCCACAGGGAAACUGUCUGAAGGGUCAUCCACUGGAUAUUUUUCCCAAGAAACAUCUUCUGUCCCAGCAGGAGACACAACUUCAGGUAGUUCCACAGGGAAACAGACCGAUGGAUCAGUGUCUGGAGAACACACCCAGAAAUCAUCCUCUGUCCCAGCAGGAGACACGAGCCCAGGUCCUGGGUCUUCCACAGGGAAACAGUCUGACGAGUCAUCCACUGGAGAUUUUUCCCAGGAAACUUCUUCAGUCCCAGCUCGAGAUACAGCCUCAGGUAGUCCCACAGGGAAACAGACCAAUGGAUCAGAGUCUGGAGAACACACCCAGAAAUUAUCCUCUGUCCCAGCAGGAGACACGAGCCCAGAUCCUGGGACUUCCACAGAGAAACAGUCUGAAGGGUCGUCCACUGGAGAAUUUCCCCAGGAAUCAUCUUCUGUCCCAGCAGGAGACACAACCUCAGAUCCGCCGAAUUCCAAAGGGACCAGCCAGAAGCCGUCCUCUGGCCCAGAGGGAGAGACAUGCUCAGUGAAGGGGCUCCCGUCAAAGGACGAGUGUGAGAAGAUGAUCAACAGUGCCCAAGUGUUGAUCCUUGGGCAGAACAACCUGAGAAACUCCAAGGAGCAAGAGGCCUACCUCCGUCAGGUGCGUCAGAUGCUGAUGGAACAGCUCCCCUGCAAGCACGUCCUGUCCAACAGUAAACACGACAAUGAGGGAGGGAAGUGAGGAGGAAGGUGUCAGAUUGUGGUCUUCCAGCGUAUCACAGGAUGAUGGAUGGUGGUGAUGUGUGUGAGGGGUGGACUGGGGCACGAGGAAAUCUAAAUGUUGGUAAAAUAUCUGCAUUAGCAUGUAUCUAGUUGUUCUUCUGUCAUCUCUGUAGCUUAUUAACAAACAAGUUACGCUUCUGUUAGUUACCGAUUUGAAUUAUUUCUCAAUUCAAUGUAAUAAUGGCUUUAAUCCAAGUAAUGAAAGACACAUUAGUGUUCCUGUAAUGUGGCUCCGAUUAUUUCUGUAUUUCUUAUGCAUCCAAUGAUAUUGUGUUACUGGAGGAUGUACCACUGUUUUACUUCUACACUGAUCAGUUAUUAAAAUUAAUACAAUAAAGAUACAACA
This is a messenger RNA of Mobula hypostoma (lesser devil ray), 3429 nucleotides long. RefSeq names its product mucin-5AC-like. Lineage: Eukaryota; Metazoa; Chordata; Chondrichthyes; Myliobatiformes; Myliobatidae. The transcript is spliced from 17 exons. The record is from RefSeq and is a predicted model, not a curated record. Bases 58 to 3042 code for a protein of 994 amino acids.